UCUGAGGUAGUCGGGCUGUGCGCACGGCCUCUAGCGCAGACCCCGAGUUGCUUGUGGUUCGCGUCCUUGCCCUGUGCGGGGAUGCGGUCACGGGCAAUGGCGCUUGCCGUUCGAGUCGUGUAUUGUGGAGCCUGAGGCUAUAAGCCCAAGUAUCUCCAGCUCAAGGAGAAGCUAGAACAUGAGUUCCCCGGAUGCCUAGACAUCUAUGGCGAGGGGACUCCCCAGGUCACCGGGUUCUUUGAAGUGACAGUAGCUGGGAAGUUGGUUCACUCCAAGAAGAGAGGUGAUGGCUAUGUGGAUACGGAAAGCAAGUUCCGGAAGCUGGUGACUGCCAUCAAAGCUGCCCUGGCUCAGUGCCAGUGAGCCCUGGAGGUAGAGUCCUGAGACAUCCUGGCCUGCUUCUCUUGGAGGCCGCUUCAUGACAGGAAGGACUGAAAUGUCUCAAAGACCUGUGGUCUUUCCUUGAUGUUCCUGCGGCUACCAAGUCAGGCCAGAGAUUGCCUCUGUGUGUGUGUGUGUGCCUCCCCAGAAUCCUCCCUGUCACGUGCUCUGUUCUGCCCUCUUCCUCACCCCUCCCCGAAUUCCUCCACUUUCUGCCUUCUUGCCCUGGUUUCCCAUCUCCAGCUCAGACUACAAGAAGAUAUGCAGCCAUGUUGCCAGCGCUUUUCGGUUAAAUAAAAGUUGGAUGAGGCAACUUAA
Messenger RNA from Psammomys obesus (fat sand rat), 699 nucleotides. RefSeq names its product selenoprotein W (gene Selenow). Gene Ontology annotation, biological process: response to selenium ion. Lineage: Eukaryota; Metazoa; Chordata; Mammalia; Rodentia; Muridae. The transcript has 6 exons. Gene Ontology annotation, cellular component: cytosol. The record is from RefSeq and is a predicted model, not a curated record.